CUCCGCUCGCACCUUCCUGCUAGUCGCUCCGCGCUAUCCUAACCGUACGUUCACCGCAGUAGUAUUUUUCCUGCAAAUUAUCGAUAGUAUACGCGCGCCACUGGCAUCUAAAACAACAGGUGUUUUUACGGUAGAGAAAAAAAAGUUUUUUUUCGCUUUAAAUGAUGACGGAGACAGUGGUAACGGUGCAGGAAGCCCCAAAUAACAACGCAGCCCCCAACAAGGGGGCCGAUCAACCCCUGGCUUGGAUUAAGAUCAACAUCGACUACUUUAAGACGACGCCCGGAUUGUUGAAAAUAGCGGAGUUUGUGCUGGGUAUCUUUUGUAUGUCCCUCGGUUCCCCAGCUUACUAUGGUGGUUCCCACUUCUUCCUCUUCGUCGUAGUUGUUAGUUUUAUUGGUACCCUUAUCUGGAUCGUCAUAUACUUACUUGGCAUCAGAGAAGCAAUCAAUUUUCCAGUAAACUGGUUAUUAACGGAACUCGUAAACACUGGAAUAUGUACAGUAUGUUACUUCAUCGCCUUCAUUCUUCAGUUAAUUGUAGCAGCCUCCCUGCACCCAGGUCAUUACAGGAGGGGAGCCCAAAUAGCAGCAGGAGUUUUUGGUAUUUUUAAUGCUCUAGUCUAUGCGUUUGCCACCUACCUUCUGCACAACGAAUGGAAAGGAACAAGAACAAACUGAAAUUUCUACCUGAUUCUCUUUAAAUUAUUUUUAAAACUGCGACAUACUGUAUAUCUUGUUAUAGUACUGAAUUAAUGCAACUUAGUUUGUAAGGUUGUUCCAUAAUUUUUAUUUUAAAUUGAUACAAAAUUUGUUCAGUUGAAUAAUAUAGACAUAUUUAUAUAGGUUGUAAAAUAAAGUUAAAAAUAUCUUUCUCAUAUCUUGGAUGUCAUUGUUAUAUUUAUUAUUUUAUUGUUUAACAUAUUUUAAGAUCGUAAUUAUAUUUAUAUUGUAAACGACACACAAAAGGUUUUAUUAUUAUCACAAAUGGCUGUUUUAAAAACAUUAUUUCACAAAAAAAUAUUAUUAGAAUCUCAUGUUUCAUUGUAUUCAUUAUUUUUUUUUAAUAUAUAAGGACUCCACUGUCUUGUUUGUGAUGUUACUAAAAGAAAAGGUAUAUAAACAGGGUGAUUCAUAAAAAGUGACCUUAUUUUUUACAAAGCUCUGUUAAAAAUACCUGAGAAAUUUAAAUUAUUUAUCUACAUUGUGUCCAAAUAUCUUUGAACGCCCUGUAUAAUACAUUGAAUUAAAAAAGAAUUAGGUAUGUUGUAGAGAAAUAGUGUCAAAUUAAUAGAUAUUUCAUAGCAAAUUUAUACAAUCAUUAAAAAAUACUAAAGUACCUCUAUUUUUUCUGUACAGUUCUGAUGAUAUUUUGCAAUAAUUAUUAUAAUUAUUAUUAUCUUGUUGUUUUGUAUAUUCUAAUAUUUAGAGAGUUAAUACUUGAGUCUUUUUAGUUUAUAUUUGAUAAUGUUUGAGCAUAAAAAAUUCUUAUAUCACUUUCUUUUUAUUUAUUGUUAAGGAUCUAAUAUUAAAUUUUUAU
Molecule: messenger RNA, 1539 nt
Organism: Sitophilus oryzae (rice weevil)
Lineage: Eukaryota; Metazoa; Arthropoda; Insecta; Coleoptera; Curculionidae
Product: CKLF-like MARVEL transmembrane domain-containing protein 4
Exons: 4
Coding region: 162-680 (172 amino acids)
Cellular component (GO): membrane
Source: RefSeq, a predicted model, not a curated record